AUGUCUGGAAAAGGAGGUGCCUAUAAUACUCGAGCUUCUGAUACAGACUUCCGCAAGAAAUGGGACAAAGAUGAAUAUACAGAGAAGGCUCGGCAGCGGGACCAGGAGGAGAAGGAGCGAAUGAAGGAGAACGAAGAGCGUAUGAAGCAAGGCAAGAAGCCUCGUCGAGGUCACAAGGAGGACCUUCCCAAACCUACCGAGCUUAUGAAACGUCGCGAGGGCUCACUUGAUCUAGACAAGAACCUGAAUAAGACGAUGGUUGUACAGAAUGCUGGCACUCGUGGUCCUGGCGUGCCCGGAUUCUACUGUGAAACGUGUAACCGAACCUACAAGGAUAGUAUAGGGUACUUGGAUCAUCUCAACGGUCGUGCACAUCUGCGUGCAUUGGGCCAGACUACACGCAUUGAACGAUCCACAGUAGAGCAGGUCCGUGCGCGUAUAGCUUACCUCAGGGAGAAGACCCGCGAGGCAUCUUCAGCAAAAUCCUUUGACUUUGAGCAACGACUAGCUGAAGUGCGUGAGCGCGAGGCUACCCUCCGAGCGGAGAAAAAAGCGGCCAAGAAGGCUGUGCGGGAACAAGCUCGUGUAGAGCUUGCAAAGGAUACCGCUGCAGGGCAGAACGAGGCAGAAAAUGACAUGAUGACUAUGAUGGGUUUUAGUGGUUUCGGGACCUCGAAGAAAUGA
This is a messenger RNA of Fibroporia radiculosa, 684 nucleotides long. RefSeq lists its product as uncharacterized. The transcript has 3 exons. Gene Ontology annotation, biological process: mRNA splicing, via spliceosome. The coding region runs from base 1 to 684 and encodes 227 amino acids. The record is from RefSeq and is a predicted model, not a curated record. Gene Ontology annotation, cellular component: U4/U6 x U5 tri-snRNP complex; spliceosomal complex. Gene Ontology annotation, molecular function: zinc ion binding; nucleic acid binding. NCBI's taxonomy places the organism in Eukaryota, Fungi, Basidiomycota, Agaricomycetes, Polyporales, Fibroporiaceae.